AAUUUUUUAAUAUUAUUAAGGAAUUUCUUAUUUAUAUUAUAUUUUUCUUAAUAAAACACAAAGAAUCAUAUAUUUUUAUUUAAAUAAAGUGAAUUAUUAAAAAGAUUUUAAAUAAGUCUUAGGAAUAUAUAGAUUAUUAAAGAAAAAACUAGAAAUAAGUGUUUUGUUGUCAUAAUUUUCAGAAUAAUGGAUGAAGAUGAAGAACAAGUUAUUGCUGAUACAUUAGAAGCAUUUAAAAGAUAUGGAGAAAUUAUGGAAUUGAAAAUUAAUAUACGCCGGAAUGUAUUUAGAUCACUGAAAAAAGAAGAUCAAAUGCAGUUGGUUGAAUUUGAAGAACAUUUAAAUAAAAUAGAAGAAGCGGUUAAGAUUAAUUGUAAACUGGCAAAUGAUAUAGAAAAAAUCGGAAGAAGUCAAUUUCUUUCAGGAAAAAAAUAUAAAGAAUCUCGGUCGUUAAAAAUGGGUUAUAUGGAUAAAGUAUUAACAACGAUAAAACAAUUUUGGCGUGAUUGGAGUAAAGAUGGAAUGGCUGAAAGGGAUAAAUCAUAUAAACCUAUUAUUGAUGAAAUAGAAUUAAAAUUUAUGGAUAUUCCUAUUAAUGAUAGGAAAAAAAUAAAUAUUUUAGUUCCAGGUGCUGGUUUAGGUAGACUUCCUUUUGAUAUAGCAUUGAAAGGAUUUUCGGUUCAAGGAAAUGAAUUUUCUUACUUUAUGCUUAUUUCGUCUUUUUUUCUUUUUAAUUAUUUAGAAUCCAGCAAUAAAUAUUUCUUAUUUCCUUUUAUUCAUACUUUUUCAAAUCACCGGACAAAUGAAGAUUUACUUUAUAAGUGUACUAUUCCCGACAUCAAUCCUAGAUCUGUUAUUUUUUCUGGUUCAAAUUUUUCUACAUCAAUUGGUGAAUUUACUGAAGUUUAUUCUCAAAGAAGUAUGGAGUCAUUUUUUGAUGUAAUUGCCACAUGUUUUUUUAUUGAUACUGCACCAAAUAUUAUUUCUUAUAUUAAAACUAUUUGGCAUUCAUUAAAACCUGGAGGAUUUUGGAUAAAUUUAGGACCUCUUCUUUGGCAUUAUGAGAAAGAUGCAUGUGAAAAAGAAUCAUCUGAAGAUAAUAUUCCAGCUUGUAGUAUUGAGCUAACUCUUGAAACACUUAUUCAAUUAAUAAAAAAUUCCGGAUUUGAAAUAGAUAAAAGAGAAACAAUUAAUACUACAUAUGUUGGGAAUCCAUGUUCUAUGUUAAAAUAUAUUUAUGAAUCAGAAUUUUGGGUCGCAAAGAAGAAAGAUAUAUAAUUAUUAUAAGUGUAUAAUUGUUAUUAAAUGGAAAAAAUAUUUCUAUAAUUUUAUGAAUUUAAGCUAAAUAAUAUUCAUAAAUUUA
This is a messenger RNA of Pneumocystis murina B123, 1363 nucleotides long. RefSeq lists its product as hypothetical. Gene Ontology annotation, molecular function: S-adenosylmethionine-dependent methyltransferase activity. The record is from RefSeq and is a predicted model, not a curated record. Lineage: Eukaryota; Fungi; Ascomycota; Pneumocystomycetes; Pneumocystales; Pneumocystaceae. Bases 187 to 1278 code for a protein of 363 amino acids. The transcript has 6 exons.